Molecule: messenger RNA, 979 nt
Organism: Gasterosteus aculeatus aculeatus (three-spined stickleback)
Lineage: Eukaryota; Metazoa; Chordata; Actinopteri; Perciformes; Gasterosteidae
Gene: smim7
Product: small integral membrane protein 7
Source: RefSeq, a predicted model, not a curated record
GUUGACGGCACAACAGUCGACAUCCGGGAACAACAGCGCAGCAGAGCUCUGAGACAUGAUUGGUCAGAUUCCUGAUUGCGUGAACGAACACGGAAGUGAGGCGUCUCUGUGACGUGAAAAAAUGAUCGGAGAUCUGUUGAUAUUCGGGACCUUACUGGUGAAUGCAGGGGCUGUGCUGAACUUCAAGCUCAAAGGGAAGGAAUCUCAAGGGUUUGGAGAUGAGUCCAGAUCGCCGACAACAGGUGACAACAUCAGAGAGUUUCUGCUCAGCCUGCGAUACUUCCGAAUCUUCAUCGCUUUAUGGAAUAUCUUCAUAAUGUUCUGUAUGGUCAUAUUGUUUGGGUCUUGAUCAACAUUUUUGGCAAAUGGACUUCCAUCAGAAUGCUGAUUUUCCACAGUGGAUUCUUUAAACGUUUCCUUACUCUGGGUUUGAUGUUCUAGUGUCCCUUUUCAACUGUAAUUAAGGUGAAUUUUCUUUACAACCCCAAAUUGUAAAUCUGCUUCUGGCUGUACAGGAAUUUAUUGUAUUUAUUUUGUCCUACAGAACGUGUUACAUUUGUACCCAUUUUGAUCAAGCUGUAACUACACCCCUUGCUUUCGCUGGAUGUGUAUUUCAUGUGUCCCUUUGCCUCUUUAAAACAUGAGCUUUUUUCUUCAGCCUCCAGAGUUUUCUUUAAAAGAAACAGCAGGGUCGAAAAUGAGGGAUAACUUUUACUGACAGGAGGGAAAAUGUUUAUAUGUGAUUUGUAACCUGUGUGUCAUCAUAAAGGGUCCUGCAGGAAGCAAAUCAAUAAAAGCUGGUGGAGAAUCUGUUGACGUACCACGAUCAUCAGCUUAGCCGUCACAAUUAAGCUGAAUUCACUAUUGUCACUUAAUGAACUCUACAUCUCCUUUGUACAAACAUCUACACAUCUACCAGCUGUUAUGCUUUAAUAAUGUCGUGAUUAUAAUGGAGAUUAAAAAAAUAGAAAGGAAUCAA